AUGAACUUGGUAGCUUGUAGGCCGCAAUCUGUCUUGAGCCAACGGCCCAUUCGACGUUCACCCAACAAGACUUACAUCGACUCAGAGUUGCAAACCAUAAAAGCGAUUUUUGCUGGCCGGCAGUUCAAGGUCGCGGUUGCUACAACACCAUCACAGCCAUCUGACCAUACAAGCUCAACCAACUGCUCGAUCCAAAAGUCUUCCGAUCUAGCAGCGUUGCUUGAAAGGCUGCGUGUUCUUCGCCAGCGAUUAAACGAGAACAAGAAAAGUCUCGUUGCCGAUCAACUGGUGCAACAGACGGAUGUAUUUAACCGGUACGCCACCGUGGACCGUCCGCCAGAUCAGCGGCCUCCUCCUCCUCAUUCAUCAGGGAGAAGAUACAAGCACCGCCAACGAUAUGCUAUCAAGACCCGCUCUCAGGUUGUGAAGCAUGAGCCACCAGAAGCCAUGAAACAGAACCAAUGGAAACCAUACAAGUCGGCCCCUGAUUCUCCGUUGGAACCGCAGUCUGCCGUCUCUUCAUCGAAACCUAAGUCACCGAAACGUCUGCCGUCUGCGGAGGGUAUGGACAAGAAGGAUCUGGUUAAUGCCAUGGCAAGGGACCACCCCAUGCGAACACUUGACAUUGGCACCGUCAAUGCCAACGCAACCAGAGGCCUGAACAGGGAAUUUGGUCCAGAAGGCUCGUCUGUUUAUCUUCCGAGGGUCAAGAUCGCCCUUCGAGAUAUUGCCCAUCAGUCGUCUCAUGUCAAGCGGGUUUGUCAGAGGGCUAUUGGCUUGUAUCUGGAGCGCCUUGCACUCUCCAUAAACGAGUCAGUGGUGCCAGCAUUGCCAAUGGUCAUGGAUGUGGUGGGGACCAUCGAGUCCGUCCAGCCCCUUCAACAGCAACCCCUUCAACAGCAACCCCUUCAGAAGCAGGCGAGUAAGCUUCAUGCUGAAGAUCGCUUAAUUCUCGAUAAGCUAUGCCCAAAGUUCACCGCCAAGGACAUUGCUGACGGCAGAAACAUCAACGACGGCACAACAGAGGAUCUCACCAAGCCCGAUGAUUCUGAGCACGAUGAAACAUUGGACAAAAAGAACGAACCCCUCCAGUACUUGAUGUGUCUGUUGAAUGCCAUGUACUCUGGCAAACUGCCUAAAAGGCAGAAGGGGAAGGAAAAGGGGGGUGCACCCUCAAUUGACAGUCCAAGCGCAGUCUGCACUUUUAUCGAACGAGCCCGGGAUUUUCUGCCAGCAAUCACGAAGGACGGGGACGGGUUAGAAAGGGACUUUGCGGGUUCGAGCUUUUUACGAUCAACCGCCUUGCAACUGUCGGUUGAGCUGAAGAAGCACUACAGGAAUGGUUCGACGGACCUUUGCGAAAAGAUUGCCCUCCUCAAGACGAAGAAGCUCCUGCCACUCGAAGCAAGGGAUUGCGUCGAUCCCGACAUCACUGCAUUUGAGAAUUUCGUCCUUUUGAACAGGGUAUGCGGCUGCCCCCGUUCAUUAGUGCCGAUGUCGUCUUUUGAAAACAAGUUUAUCACUGUCUCCGAGUUGGAACUUACAAGGAUCUUUUGGCGGGAUCCGAUGUUAAAGACAGUGCUUCAAUCCUACGCAUGGCCCGACUUUCCAAGUAUCGAAUACGCCGACCAAGUGUCUCAGACUGAUGUCGGAAUGUGGCUCUCUAGAGCAGUACCCGGUUGCCUUAUCACGAAGUUACUCACUGACAUUGGGGGAUACUCGGAGGUGGAACGGAAAAAGCUGCGGAGCUACUCCCGGUCGACUCGCCUGAUGCCUCUUGAAGAUACAAGACGACACAUACAACAAAUCCGACAUGCUGACUUCCAGCCCACAUCAUACACGGACAAGGGCUAUGUCCUCCAUGGAUCCAUUCGGACUGAUGGUUUCCGUCUCCAGCUCAUCGCCUUCAAAAUGAACGAGCUGCAUUCCGUCAAGUACCGACAGUUACCGGCGGAUCGACUCCCGAAUCGUCUCACUUCCACUGUUGCCGGCACGGACUACUUUCUGACGGAGAUUCGGAACGUGGUGUCUACCCCGCAGGACGUUGUCGACCUCUGGGGAUGUGAUCCGAAAAGAAUCAAGAUUCUCGGUAUCGACUUGGGACAGGCGUUUGUGGUGGGAGCAAGCGCUUUAUUACCCUCUCGCAACAAGCACCUUGACGCGGAAGGAGGUCCAGAGGGAGCCCAGAAGGAUCCAUUGGUCAAGCAACCUACGACAAAGUAUUUCAACCUCGCAGUCAAGCAGAAAGCGGUGUAUCAACCUACCCUCAAGCACCGGCGUUGGUUAGAGCAGAGAAAGGCACAGCCGCUCGAGGGGGGAGGAUCCAUCUGCCAGAUUGAGACCAGUCUGCCCGCUCGCUUUGGUCCUGAUGCGAGUAUUGCCGAGUACACAACAAGGAUGCAGGAGGUGGAGGCCCAGCUGGGUUCCUUUUAUGGUAGUGUUGUCUUGAAGAAGCAUCGGUGGAACGCCAGGAAGGCUCGCGACGAGGAGUACCGUCUGAUUGCCAAUCGUUUGCUCGAGAUGGUUGGAGGAUCAUUGGGAGCCAAGAGAAAGGAGAGCAACAAGAUCGUCAUUGGAGUUGGCCUGGGGCAGUUCUCUUCCAGGAUCAGGCUCUUGUCGCUGCACGAGUCUUUUGAGUCGUACUUUAUUCAAAAAGCACGAUCGCUUGGAUACAUUGUUGUCGGUGUAAACGAGUAUUACACUUCAAAGAAGUGCCCAACUUGUGGAGAGUUCGUUGGCCAAGUGGAUCUCCGGCGCCUGUACUAUUCAGAGUGCAAAAAGUACAUGCAUCGAGACGUGAUGGCCGGUCACAAUAUCUGUAAUGUCAUUCGUGGCCACCUCCUCAAGCAAGAGCGACCGCGCUACCUCCAGCCCAAGGACAUUGAUGGCAAUUAUCCCUGGGAAGAGAAACAGAGUUUCAGGCCCCGCCCUGGGGGGUCUGGUGCUGGUGGGCACAAGGGCAAAGGGGUCAAACGAAAGGCGACUGACGAGGGAACGGAUUCCAGUCAAUUCAGGAGAGUAUCAGUGUAG
Molecule: messenger RNA, 3030 nt
Organism: Linnemannia hyalina
Lineage: Eukaryota; Fungi; Mortierellomycota; Mortierellomycetes; Mortierellales; Mortierellaceae
Source: the annotation of a GenBank genome assembly